AUGAAGGUCUUCAUCUUUGCCUGCCUUGUGGCACUUGCUCUUGCAAGUGAGUUCUUUUAUUUCUUUUUACAAAAGGAAUCACUCAGCAUAUCCUCCGAGGAAUCUACUGAAAAUAUCAGUGAGAAAAUUCAGAUGGCGGGACAAAUGGAACAGCUGCAAGCAAAGGGUGUGCUCCAGAACAAAGUUCACCCCUUUGUCCAGUCACAGCCUCAGGGCUUUCCUUACGAACAGCCCAUCUCUUGCACUCCCCUUGCACAAAACGCCCAGUCUAUUGCUCAAGCCUCUGUGGUGCCUUCUCUUGGGCCUGUCAUUUCUCCUGAAGUGGAAGCUCUCCUAAAAGCUAAAGCCGCCAUCCUUCCCAAGCACAAAGUCAUAUCCUCUCUUAACUCUGAAGCUGUGCUCUCUCGGUUUAACCCUCAAGUUCUCAGUCCUGCUACUCUUGCAAACCAGCACAUUCCUCAGUCUCAGGUUCAGCUCCUGGCUCAAGUCCUUCAGGCUUUCCCUCAGACUCCCAUCGUUUCUUCUCAAUCCCAGCUGUCUCUUCCUCAGUCCAAAGCUCUUUACCUUCUCCAGCAAGUAGCGCCCUUCCUUCAAAGAGAUAUGCCUUCCCAAACUCUCCUGCAAUACCUAGACCUUCUGCUUAACCCCAUCCCCCAGUUCUCUGCCAAUGGACCAUCUCGUCCCAUCACUGAGUCUCACAAAAUCAUCAAGAUAACAGCCAUAGUGUUUGAAGAGGACCUGGUGCAGACCCCUGCAGGCUCCAUGGUUGAUGCUUCAGUCUCUGUGAGCCCAUUUGAGCCCUGUUUAGUUCAUUCAGUGGACCAUGUUCUCCUGGUGUUCUUCAUCCCCUCGGACUCCUAUAAUCCUUACUCUCCCUCUUCUGUGGGGCUCCCCAAAGUCUGA
This is a messenger RNA of Phodopus roborovskii (desert hamster), 903 nucleotides long. RefSeq names its product casein beta (gene Csn2). The record is from RefSeq and is a predicted model, not a curated record. Bases 1 to 903 code for a protein of 300 amino acids. The transcript is spliced from 6 exons. Lineage: Eukaryota; Metazoa; Chordata; Mammalia; Rodentia; Cricetidae. Gene Ontology annotation, cellular component: extracellular region.